Haemorhous mexicanus (house finch) is the source of this 1231-nucleotide messenger RNA. Its product is annotated as hydrocephalus-inducing protein homolog. Bases 1 to 1101 code for a protein of 366 amino acids. Gene Ontology annotation, biological process: axonemal central apparatus assembly; cilium movement. Gene Ontology annotation, cellular component: axoneme. Lineage: Eukaryota; Metazoa; Chordata; Aves; Passeriformes; Fringillidae. The transcript is spliced from 6 exons. The record is from RefSeq and is a predicted model, not a curated record.
AUGUCGGACGAUGGCAGGCAGCCGGCUGUUGACAGCGUGGAUCAGAUCCGCAGGCACAGCGACCCAGCCUGGAGGAAGGGAAUCCACUUCUAUGUUGAGCCCAGGGAGUUCACUAUGAAUCCCAGCCGAGGGACCAUCCUCCCCCAGGGACACCAGGACAUCGAGGUGACCCUGUGUUCCAACACGGUGAUGGAGUUCUGCCGGAGGAUGCUGGUGGACGUGGAGGGCAUUGGCAAGGGAGCGGCAACACUGGUCAUCACAGCCAGAUGUCUUGUUCCUGAGCUCCAAGUGUCCCCUUAUGUGCUCCAGUAUGAUGAGUGCCACCUGAAGGUGCCCUAUGAGAAGAAGCUUGUCAUCAGGAAUCCCAGCCACCUUCCUGGCUGCUACGGGCUUAUUGCCCAGCCCCAGAGCACAGCAGAGAUCCCAGUUGUGGUGGAGGUGCAGGCGCUGGGUGAGCAUCGCACCAGUGUUCUCAUCGGCGUGUUCGGGGAUGAGAGGAACCCCCUGGCCUUCAGUAUCCUGCCACUCUCAGGUGUGCUGCAUCCAGGACAGAGCCAGCAGGUCUCCUCCACCUUCUCUGGCCACCUCAGCAGCACCUCCAAUGUCACCGAGUUGUGCCACGUGGAGGGAGGCCCCACCUGCGAGGUGCUGGCGACCGGGGAGGCCUCAGGUGUCAGCUCCUCCCUGAGCCCCCGGGAGAUCAGCUGUGGCUCUCAGGCACCUCUCAGGGAGAGAAGGGAGCUGAAACAGCCAGCUCAAAAGCCUGAGGAGGAGGUAAAAGCCUUAGAGAAGGAAGAGAUGCGGAAGGAGGACGAGAGGUGGAAGAAGGGAAAGAAGGGAGUCUCUGAGAGGAAGCAACAUCCAAAAGCAGAGAAGGGGAAAAGCAAACCCCUAGAGAAGAAGGAAGCCAAAAUCCCAAAAGAGAAAAACAGAUCUCCUGAGAAGAAAGAAAAGAAAGCUGCAGAGAAGAAAGAAACUAAGGCCCCAGAGAAAAAGGUCACCAAAGAAUCAGAGAGGAAGGAAACCAAAUUACCAGAAAAGAAGGAAGCCAAAGCCCCAAAGAAGGGGGAAGCAAAACCCCAAAAGAAGGGCGGGAAGUGAAAUCACAGAGAACCCAUCUGGGAUGGAGAGGAAUUCUUAAUUCAUUAUUUACACAACCCAUCUUACACAGUUUGACAGACCUCAGUGCAAGUUUAGUUAGUUCAUAGAUUUCAUAGCAGUUAUUCUAAUA